CCCUAGCCACCAUGAACGGCGAAGAGCCACCACUGAAGAAAACAAAACUACCAAACAAACAAACCUCAAAUCCUUCACUUCCAGAAGAUUUGCUACUGAGCAUCUUAGCCCGUGUCUCGAGAUUGUAUUAUCCAACUCUCUCCUUAGUCUCCAAGCACUUCCGCUCGCUCCUUACUUCAUCAGAGCUUUACCGAACCCGAUCACUAUUAGGUUGCACCGAGAAUUUUCUCUAUGUAUGCUUACGCUUGUCUCGUACUGACCACACCCCUCGCUGGUACAUGCUACGUCCUAGACCUAAUCCUAUCCUAACCAAUAGGAAGAAGAAGAAUAAGUCAAGUGGGUAUGUUUUGUCAACAAUCCCAUUUACUCAUUAUCCUCGUGGAAAGAGCUCGGCUCUUGUGACGGUUGGUUCUAAAAUCUACAACAUUGGUGGAGUCAUCAACGGUUCAGCCUCGUCUACUGUCUCAAUCCUAGACUGCUGGUCUCACACGUGGCUCCAAGCUCCUAGCAUGCAGAUGGAACGGGAUAGCCCAUCAGCUAAUUUCCUUGAUGGAAAAAUAUAUGUAACAGGAUUUUGUUAUAGAAAAUACGAUCCAUCGAACUGGAUGGAGGUUUUCGAUCUAAAAACCGAAACUUGGGAGCCUGUGUUGAGUCGUGCAGGUAGGUUAACGAUAUAUAGAUGUCAUGAUCACACUUACAAUGUAGUGGUUGAUGAAAAGGUAUAUAUUAUUGGGGAUAAGGGUGUGGCUUACAACCCCAAGGAUGGUACAUGGAAUAGUUUAGGACCGGAGAUGGAUUUGCGUUUGAAUGGACUUUCAGCUUGUGUUAUAGAAAACGUGCUUUACUAUUAUUCUAACGAAGAAACUAUCCAAUGGUAUGACACUAAGGCAAGAUCCUGGAGGGUCGUGAAUGGUCUGAAAAAGCUACCUAAGUUUGCUCGUUUUGCCAAUGUAAGGUUGGCGGAUUACGGUGGGAAGAUGGCGCUUUUUUGGGACAAGUUUGUGGCUUCUGGUGGUGGUGGUGGAUAUGAGAAUAGGAUGAUUUGGUGUGCGAUGAUUGCUCUUGAAAGAAGUAAUAGUGUAGAGAUUUGGGGGCAGGUCGAGUGGUUUGGUGCAGUGCUUAAAAAUCCAAUUCCGGUGGAAUAUGGCUUUGAGUAUGUUGCUGCAGUCAACGUUUGAUGAAUGGCAUAAGAGAAAUAGUUGAGUGAGGUGAAUCUUUAGUGUGUGAUUCGUGUGGAUCUUGUAUCAUGUUGUUGGAUGAUUGUCUCUCAUGUAUUAUGUUAAUUGUCUAUUGCAAAUACAUCAGUUUCAUUUGUAAUGCCUUUUUUUUUUGUGUGUGUUUGAUUGUACUCCAUUUUGGUUUUGAUUAAAGAAUGUUUGGUCAUUCAGUCUUAGCA
Messenger RNA from Capsella rubella, 1396 nucleotides. Its product is annotated as putative F-box/kelch-repeat protein At1g60570. Bases 12 to 1178 code for a protein of 388 amino acids. The transcript has a single exon. Gene Ontology annotation, molecular function: protein binding. The record is from RefSeq and is a predicted model, not a curated record. NCBI's taxonomy places the organism in Eukaryota, Viridiplantae, Streptophyta, Magnoliopsida, Brassicales, Brassicaceae.